Messenger RNA from Xyrauchen texanus (razorback sucker), 3153 nucleotides. RefSeq names its product ArfGAP with FG repeats 2 (gene agfg2). NCBI's taxonomy places the organism in Eukaryota, Metazoa, Chordata, Actinopteri, Cypriniformes, Catostomidae. Gene Ontology annotation, molecular function: GTPase activator activity. The record is from RefSeq and is a predicted model, not a curated record. The transcript is spliced from 14 exons. The coding region runs from base 586 to 2001 and encodes 471 amino acids.
UCAAAAAUCUCACGUUGCUGGGAAACGCUGAAAAAAUAUGCACAAAAUAUAUGGCAUACAUGUUGACCACAACCCGUUUAGCCAUCAUAAACCAAAUGUGUUACGCAGUUUAGUUCGUACUUAUCCUGCUACGUGUAUUCGCUUUCCGGAGGCACUGUAAAUUGGCUCCUCUAAAUCCCGCAGACUGUGUGCAAGGAAAGACCUCGGGUGCGCAACAGAGAGAGAGAGAGAGAGAGAGAGAGAGAGACUGCGCGCGCCGUGAACAAACGGUUUCAUACCGUGUGCAUGUGUAUGCGAGAACUGAAGGAGAUCAGCAGAGCGUUGAAGAAGAAUGAUACCGUGCCUGUGAGAGUCGGAUAAAUAAACAAGACUGUUGUAAAACUCCUACUCCUAGUCGUGAUCACGGGAGACUACGCAUGUAAGAUUCGUUACAUGUCACUGUCAGUUCUAGUCAGUGCAUACAGUAAGAAGACCAGCCGCGUAGUCGCUUUCAUAAUGCUGGCGUGAGAAACACACGACGGGGGACUGAAAGUGCAAAGGAGGGCCAGUGAACGGCUCCCCCACAAACGACUGUAGGGCUCCAGCAUGUCGAACCGAAAGCACCGGGACAACCAGGAGAUAUGCGCCCGCAAGGUCCGGGAGCUCGCGCAGACGGGAGUGAACAAGCACUGCUUCGAGUGCAAUCAACCCGGGGUGACUUACAUCAAUAUCACCGUGGGCUGCUUCGUAUGCACAUCAUGCUCUGGAAUGCUGAGAGGGCUCAACCCACCCCAUAGAGUUAAGUCUAUCUCCAUGACAACCUUCUCCCAACAGGAAGUGGAAUUUUUGCAAAACCAUGGCAACCAGGUUGGAAGGAGGACUUGGCUCUGCAUGUUUGACCCAAAAGCAGAUGGCUGUUUUGAUGCACGUGACACGCAGAAACUGAAAGAGUUCCUCCAGGACAAGUAUGAGAGAAAGAAAUGGCAUUUCUCUAAAAACAAGAUUCGCAGGGAUGCAGAGACACCAUGGGGCCCAGGGGUUCAGGCUGUUCCAGCUCCACACGGGCCCGCUCAGAGUCAGCCUCCACCUGUAUUCCACACCAACUCCACUGCCCGGCCCACUCGUACAUUGUCCCAGUCCCAGUCCCAGUUGUCAAUAUGGGACAGAGCUUCUGGUGUGUCUCCAUCAGAUAGCCGUCCAGAGGUGUUCACAGCCAGACCAACUCGCUCACAGAGCUUCAGAGACCAUCCUAUUAAAGACACAUUGUUAAGUGGUAUUGAGAGACAGAGGCCAGGGACAAUUUCUUCAGGAAUAGGACCUCAUAGUCAUCUCUCCUCCUUCCCCGCCCUUCCACGUCCUUCAGCAAGUAGCACUUUUAAAAACAGCUUUACUCUUGGUCGCACUCUGUCAACGGGGGGUGGAGCUCCAUUUAGACCCUUCCCUAAAUCGCUGAGUUUGGAUUUUGGUGGUCUAAGCCAUGGCCACAACACUCUAAGUUCUGCUGCUCCGCCCUCUGUCACUCAGGAUAAGUAUGCAGCCUUGUCACAGCUUGACAAAGUGCUCUUGGACAACACACCUGUCACAGCCAUUUCAAUGACUCCCUCAGAUGGACCCCCUCAGUAUAGCACCCUCUUUGGUAACCGAUUGUCCUCAAGUUCCACCCCUGCAAGCUCCCCAGGUGUUCCAGAGACCACAUCUGGAUCGCAAACUUUUGCAAAUUUCCCAAACCCCUUCAAUUCUACAGCCAGCUGUGCUCAGCCUGUUCUGUCUCCCAGUAACCCCUUCAAAAGCACAGCCACAGAUGAUGCCCCCUCCUCAGCAGUCUGUCCUCAGUCUGUCUCUUUUCCUGCACCAACCACCCAAAGUGCUUUUUCACACCAACAGUCUAACCAGGAAGCGAAUGGUUUCAACUCAUAUCCUGCCCCUGAGUCCAUCCCGAAAGUCCCACGACCAAUGUCUGUCAACCCUUUUACUGGGAAUGUUUACUCUAGCAGAGGAGCAUCACUGAAUCCUUUCAUCUGAUCCUGAACCACCUUGACCAUGGAGAAAAAAAGAGAGAGAGAGAGUAACAGAGAGAAAGCUUAUUUUGCCAUGGCUAAAGAAAAUGACCUCCUCUGGUUGGUCCCUGCCUUGUGUGUGUGUGUGUGUGUGUGUGUGUGUGUGUGUGUGUGUGUGUGUGUGUGUGUGUGUGUGUGUGUGUGUGUGUUCAUGUAUGUUUAAAUGUGUGGGUGUUUGUUAGCAUACAUUGUACAUGAUACUAUUUGUACAUGCUUUGUUAUGUGUGUGUUUGUAUGUGCCCUUUUGUACCGGAUGCUAGAUGCCGAAUUUGUGUGUGUGUAAACGUGUCUGUGGGUUUUGCCAAAUAUCAGAAGAAUUUUUUUUUGAUAGCAGGAGAACCUCUGGUGAAAAUGUGCUUAUGAGAGCUUUUAAGCAUAACACACACACACACACUGCUGCUUUGACCUUAUGCUACUGCCAUACAGUAGAACAUCUUGUGCAAACAUCCCCAUAGCCUGAGUGUUUACUUACUUUAGUGAAGGUUCAAACUAUGAGGUUGACACAUUACAGUAAAACAGUAGCAAUUUAAGCUUCACAUCAUCUCACUAAUCCAUUUUUCUCAGUGCUGAUUUGGUUUAAAUGAUGCAGAUGCAUGUUAAUAAGAUGGCAUAAAUGGCACAGGCUGUCUAUGUAUGUAUGUGGCGCUUGUUUCUAUUUAUUUUGACGUUUUUUAAAAAAUGUUUACAGUGUAUUUGUGUGUGCAUUGUUGGACUGCAUGCGCUUCACAAGCAGAGCAGAAAGCUGCUGUAUGUAAUGCAUUGUUUCAGUGAUAACUGAGGGAAAAAGCUUCUUUUUAAAGUGUGUGGACCAAAAAUUGUCUAAUAUUGUCAAGUUUUCUGUACAACAAAGCAAUUGUUUUAUUUGCAAAAAAAAGGUUCUUAUAGAAUAUCUUUGUAUUGAGAUGUAUCCAUAUGCAUAAAGCUAUCCAUAACUGUUGUGUCAAUGUGUAUCUGAUUGUCUAUGUGCUGCGAAUCAAACUGAAUUAGCUGCUUUUGCAUUUUCAUGCAAUAUCUUUUUACAACAGCAUCAUUUAUAUUUUUCUGUAAAGAUCAUAAUCGCAUUAUGAAUGUAUUUGCACUCUAUGAACAUUAGGGCUUUGAACUCAAAUUAAAAUGA